CCUCCUCCUCCUCUGCAUUGGCUUUCAGCGGCAGCAGCAUCAUGUGCAGGACUCGGUAAAAACCGGAACCAUUUUUUUUUCAAUGACUUCACAUGGUCUCACAGUAAACUGCGACUUUUAAAAUCAGUCCGGCAAGAACAAGAAAUAUGAGGCGUGACUACGACAGAGGCAGAGGCCGUGAUGAAUGGUCGCGAGACAGGGACCGUGACCGGGAUCGAGACCGUGACAGAGACAGGGAUGUGAAGUCGUCUGGCUUGCACAACAACCCGGCUGCGUUCAGUGGAGGCUUCCUUAAGCAGAACCCCAUACAACAGCAAAUCAACCCUUUCACCAACCUGCCGCACACGCCACGCUACCAUGAGAUCCUCAAGAAGCGGCUGCAGCUGCCUGUGUGGGAGUACAGAGAGCGCUUCACUGACAUCCUGAUGAGGCACCAGUCUUUUGUGCUUGUGGGAGAGACGGGCUCUGGAAAGACCACACAGAUCCCCCAGUGGUGUGUGGACAUGGUGCGGUCAGUGCCAGGACCAAAGAGAGCAGUGGCUUGCACCCAGCCGAGGAGGGUGGCGGCCAUGAGCGUCGCUCAAAGGGUGGCUGAUGAGAUGGAUGUCAUGCUGGGCCAAGAGGUUGGCUAUUCCAUCAGGUUUGAGGACUGCAGCUCUGCCAAGACUGUACUCAAGUACAUGACAGAUGGAAUGUUGCUCCGGGAAGCCAUGAACGAUCCCCUGCUGGAGCGCUACGGUGUCAUCAUCCUGGACGAGGCCCACGAGCGCACACUUGCCACAGACAUCCUCAUGGGCGUCCUCAAGGAGGUGGUUCGUCAGAGAGCCGAUCUCAAGGUUAUUGUCAUGAGUGCCACACUCGAUGCUGGAAAAUUCCAGGUGUACUUUGACAACUGCCCACUGCUAACCAUUCCUGGACGCACCCACCCCGUGGAGAUUUUCUACACACCAGAGCCAGAGCGGGACUACCUGGAGGCGGCCAUCCGGACUGUGAUCCAGAUCCACAUGUGUGAGGUGGAUGAAGGGGACUGUCUGCUCUUCCUCACUGGACAGGAGGAAAUUGACGAAGCCUGCAAGCGAAUCAAGAGAGAGGUGGACGAUUUGGGCCCUGAAGUUGGUGAUAUCAAAAUCAUCCCAUUGUACUCCACACUGCCUCCACAGCAGCAGCAGCGGAUCUUUGAGCCACCCCCACCCAAUAAACCAAAUGGUGCAAUUGGAAGGAAGGUCGUCGUGUCAACAAACAUUGCAGAGACAUCCCUUACCAUCGAUGGCGUGGUGUUUGUAAUUGAUCCCGGAUUUGCCAAGCAAAAGGUGUAUAACCCACGUAUUCGAGUGGAGUCACUUUUGGUGACGGCCAUCAGCAAGGCCUCAGCGCAGCAGAGGGCAGGCCGUGCUGGAAGAACACGCCCAGGAAAGUGUUUCCGUCUUUACACUGAAAAGGCGUACAAGACAGAAAUGCAGGACAACACAUAUCCAGAAAUCCUGAGGUCCAACCUGGCCUCUGUGGUACUGCAGCUGAAGAAGCUGGGUAUUGACGACCUGGUGCACUUUGAUUUCAUGGAUCCACCAGCCCCAGAGACCCUGAUGCGAGCCCUGGAGUUGCUGAACUACCUGGCAGCGCUCAAUGAUGAUGGUGACCUGACAGAGCUGGGCUCCAUGAUGGCAGAGUUCCCCCUGGACCCCCAGCUGGCCAAGAUGGUCAUCGCCAGCUGUGAAUUCAACUGUUCCAACGAGAUCCUCUCCAUCACUGCCAUGUUGUCAGUCCCACAGUGCUUCGUCCGACCCACGGAGGCUAAGAAGGCGGCAGACGAGUCCAAAAUGCGCUUUGCCCACAUCGACGGAGACCACAUGACGCUGCUCAACGUCUACCAUGCCUUCAAACAAAACCAUGAGUCCACCCAGUGGUGCUAUGAAAACUUUGUCAACUACCGCUCGCUGAUGUCAGCAGACAAUGUUCGCCAGCAGUUGUCCAGGAUCAUGGACCGCUUCAGUCUGCCAAGGCGGAGCACUGAGUUCAACAGCAGAGACUACUACACCAACAUCCGCCGAGCACUGGUCACUGGUUUCUUCAUGCAGAUCGCUCACCUGGAGCGCACUGGCCACUAUCUCACGGUGAAGGACAACCAAGUCGUUCAGCUGCACCCCUCCACUGUGCUGGACCACAAGCCCGAGUGGGUGCUCUACAACGAGUUUGUGCUCACCACCAAGAAUUACAUCCGCACGUGCACUGACGUCAAACCAGAGUGGUUGGUGAAAAUCGCCCCGCAGUACUAUGAGAUGGGCAACUUCCCGCAGUGUGAAGCAAAGAGACAGUUGGAGCGCAUCAUUGCAAAACACUCGUCCAAGGAAUACACGCAGUACUAAGGUUUGCACGCGCUGUUUUUGUAAAACAGAGGAUGUAAAUGGAUGUAAAAUCUGAACUAAUUUGAGCGUCACAUUUUUUUUUUUUAUGUGCGCCAACAACCUCAUCUUGAACUCUAUUUUUCUCUAUGUGUGUUUAAUGUAUUUUCAUACCGGUCGAUGAUUUGCAUCCAUGUUUUUUGUUCUUUUCUUCUUUUUUACCGCCACCUCGCGUCAUUGCUGGAUAUAUAUGGACUUAACUGUACAUUUCCCGAAGGUUGCUCGUUCUAAUCCGAAGAACGUGGGAGGAGAUUGUCUGAUGCGGAUAAAAUGUUCAAGAACAUUGCAUGAGGCACCAACACUUGUUCGCUGUAACAUUUUCCAGACAUUUUCCCUGUUUUCCUGCAGGGGAUUUUCUGACGUUUCCUUUAAACUUGACCAGAAGAAUGCGUGUUCUUGUGUGCGACCUGUGUGAGGACAAUGUGGGGAAAAUGUCUGGACAUGAGGGCAUGUCUGAAAGCAGCUCAGGACCGGUUAUCAGGAAUUGUGUCAAAAGCAUGAUAUACUAUGUAAAUGUCAACAUUUCUCUUCAACACAUCAGUAAUAAGAAAAUCUUGGCAUUUUUGCAUCACUGCGAAAAUCAGCAUUAAUCCAUGAAGCUUUUCAUCAAAAGUUAAAACUGUUUUUUGUUGCAGGUUUAAUGUAAUGUCAUGUUCUCUGUUCAUGAAGGUCCUAAAAUGGAAACAUUUCCAAUCGGCUUAAUAAAAAUGACAUUGUUGUAGAAUA
Molecule: messenger RNA, 3125 nt
Organism: Solea senegalensis (Senegalese sole)
Lineage: Eukaryota; Metazoa; Chordata; Actinopteri; Pleuronectiformes; Soleidae
Gene: dhx15
Product: DEAH (Asp-Glu-Ala-His) box helicase 15
Exons: 14
Coding region: 147-2363 (738 amino acids)
Cellular component (GO): spliceosomal complex; intracellular anatomical structure
Molecular function (GO): RNA helicase activity; ATP binding; RNA binding
Source: RefSeq, a predicted model, not a curated record